This is a messenger RNA of Clupea harengus (Atlantic herring), 6342 nucleotides long. It is a transcript of the gene grid2ipb, whose product is annotated as Grid2 interacting protein b. The record is from RefSeq and is a predicted model, not a curated record. Gene Ontology annotation, molecular function: protein binding. NCBI's taxonomy places the organism in Eukaryota, Metazoa, Chordata, Actinopteri, Clupeiformes, Clupeidae.
GAAGGCAUGUGUUUCUGCCAUGCGGUGCAGGCACCAUAAGAUACUGCUACUUUUAAGCUGCUUACCCCUGAGCAAAAGGCUUUAAAUGCCCCUCUCCUGCUGCUGCAAGUGAGUGAGUGUGCAACACUGGCAGUGUGCUGCAGAUCACACAGACGUUCCAAUUAGCCACCACCGUCCUCCCGGAUCCUCAAGCCGAUUCUGGGCCACUUUCUGGCCCUUGGAGAGGGAGCCAGCAGCUAGUGCAGAGGAAGGAUUGGUAUUUAUAGAAAAAUGGGGCCUCACAAUACCCUUUUUGGAGGAAGAAUUAUUAAGGAUCCGUGCUGCCGUGUCCCAGUUUCGUGAUUGGUGCUUUCGCGAGUAAGGCAUCCAGAGCUGGCCAGCCAGACUCGGCGGAGAUUGCAGAGUCAACUUGCCGGCAAGGGCACUUUGGUUUUUCUGCGCACCAUCAUCCCCUGCUCGUGCAUUUGAGAUUGCGAUGCUCCUGUGGGCCGACUCUGGGAUGACAGGACAUUUUAAAGUCACAGUCCUGGUGUGUUCUAAGAAGGAGGCGUCAGGCUGAGGUGUGCGCUGUAGUCGCGUAGAGAGGGAUUUGAUUUGGACAUUACUGCCGAGGCCACAUAUUUGACAGCUGUCCUACAGAACUGAGGCACAAUGAAGAAAUUCCUGCAGAACAAGAGGGGACGGUACUCCUUGCGUCAGGGCAAGUCUGUCCCUCGUCAGUCUUCGAAAGAUUUCUUCCUCACUAUGCCGGCAUCCAACCAGAACUGGCCAGAGGAGUUUGGUUUCCAGCUGGGAGGCAAUGGCCCCAGCUACAUCGUGUCCGUGGAUGAGGGCAGCAGUGCCCAGUUGUCAGGUCUGCAGCCUGGAGACCAGGUGCUGGAGAUCGAGGGCCAGGAUGUGUCCACCCUCAGUGCCCAGGAGCUCACUGCCUUGGCCCAGUCGCAAAAGAACAUCCCCCCCAGCAUUGGGGUGGUCUCACGCAUCCACCAGAUGGACAUCACCCCAGGGCCUGACGGACGAUUUGGUUUCACCAUUGUGGGAGACUGCCCCCUACUGGUGGAGGACUGCUCUCCCUUCUCACCGGCGGGUCGCGGAGGCCUGCGGGCGGGCGACUACGUCAUGGAGGUCAAUGGGAUCCCGGUGAAGGACCACGAGACGGCCGCGUCGCUGAUCAAGGCGUCACAGGGCCGCACGUUGCGGCUGGGGGUGCUGUGCAUGGGCAGCCGGCAGAAGCGCUGCAGCAGCAGCAUCGAGGACUCGCAGCAGGGCAGUGAUGGCCUCAGGCUGGACCGCAAACACAAGGCCCUGGAGUUCAACAAGAAGAUUGACCAAGUGCUAGGUGACGAGCCUGAGGUCAAGGAGAAGCUGUUUGCUGUUCUGAAGCAGUACGCUGCCGAGAGGAAGGUGGAUUGGCUGGCCUCCGUCCUCCCUGACAUUCUGACCAAUGAGGAGCAUCAGAAGCUCAUUGCUAACAUCAGGAUCUUCAUUCCCAAGAAGCACCGGCAGCGCUUCGACGAGGCCGUGUCGCGGAGCCUGAUCGAGCGGGUGUGCCGAGCGCCGGGGAAAGGCGCCGAGCCGGGUAGCCGGGGCCGGCUCCGCCGCAGCCGUAGCCAGGAGCACCACGAGCGGCAGCACAACUCCAAGCGCACCAGCUCCGUGCCGCGCGACCCCGCCGAGAAUGGCCUGCGCAAGAGCGCCACUGCCAACAUCCCCGUCCUGCCCAACCAGAGGAUACUGAGGGUUAACAGGGGAAAGAAGAGCUUUGGCUUCACCCUCAGAGGCCAUGCUCCUGUGUGCAUAGACUCUGUGCUUGCAGACAGUCCUGCAGACGAAGGUGGCCUCAAGCCGGGAGAUCGUAUUCUGUUUCUCAAUGGUCUCGACAUGAGGAACUGCACCCACGAGAAGGUGGUGUCCAUGCUGCAGGGCAGCGGCGCCAACCCCACGCUGGUGGUGGAGGAGGGGCCGGCCUCGUCUGACUCGGAGGAGGCCGACCAGUCGCCCCCACCACCGCUGCCCCAGUCGCGCUCGCCGGCCCUCGUCUCCCUGCAGUGGGUGGCGGAGAUCCUGCCGCCCAGCAUCCGCGUCCACGGCCGCACCUUCAGCCAGACCCUGGAGCAUGUGCUCACUGUGCAGGAGCGCUACAGCAUCUGCAAGUCCCUGGAGACCUUCUUCCAGCACAGAAACGUGGACACGCUGAUUGUGGACAUCUAUCCUGUGCUGGACACGCCGGCCAAGCAGGUGAUCUGGCAGUUCAUCUACCAGCUGCUGACCUACGAGGAGCAGGAACACUGCCAGAGCAAGAUCUCCCGCUUUCUCGGCUUCAAGUCAGCAGAGUCAGAGCUGGGCCCCGAGUCCCACCGGAGGAGCAGCUCCAUGCGUGUGACGGGCACAUCACACAGAAACAGCGUGAGAGAGCGGAGCUCCGACGAUUGCAUCAUCGGCACUCACCUGGGAAUGGGGAUGUACACUGAGCCUGGGGCCGGGCCCUCGCCAGAGGAGAGGCAGUGCGGAGACGGCACCUCCUUCCCCGAGUCGCCCAGCAUGAACCAUCAUAUGUCAGGAGUGUACACCGAGUUGGAGGGUGUGUAUACAGGAAAGAGUGCUGCAUCCUUCCAGAGUCACUCCUCCCCAGGCAACGGCAGCCUACCAGACAGCCAAACACACCCCCGCUCAUCCUUCUCCUCAGGGACCCGUAAACCUGGCCUCUCCCUUACAUGGAAGGAACCCAGCUCCCAUUUCGAGUUCUACCAGACCUCUCCCGACCCGUCGCCGGGCAGCGUGGAGUCCAACCCAUACGUGACCCUGGACAGCCCCCUGCCCUCGCCCAACUACCCACUGGUUGACGAGCUGCCCAGUCCGCUCUCGCGCCGCCGCAAGCUCUUCACCUUCUCCAGGCCGCCUCGUAGCCGCGACACUGACAAGUUCCUGGACGCGCUUAGCGAGCAGCUCGGCCACCGUGUUACCAUCGUCGACGACUUUGUGGCCGGAGAGAACGACUAUGAGGAGGCAUGUGUCUCACAUGUACACACUCACACAUACAAACACAAACAGAUGAGUUUCCAGGACGAGCAGGAGGCGAACACUUUGCGUCGGCAGCUAAGCAGUGCCAGCAGUGACAUGCACAGCAGCAGCGACGACACCAACUCCCUCACCUACUCCUCCGGUUCUGACCACAUCCCACCGCCACCCCAAAGCCCCCCGCCUCCCCCUCCCCCUGCACAGUUCACCGACCCCCCUCCGCCCAUCUCGCUGCCCCUAGAGCAUCUGCCGCAGCCGCCUCUGGCCUUCCAGCACCACCCCAUCAUUCCGGUUCCACCCCCACCUCCCCCGUGCCCCUUCCUGGGCGGCCGGCCGCCACUCAACAAGGUACUCUCCAGGGAUGAUCUGCAGGGGCGCCGCCGCCACCAGCACCGCUACCAUCAUACCCAGCAGCAGCAGCAGCAGCAGCAGCAGCAACCCCAGUCCAACGCGGUGGCUCACACCUCCCCCCAGCCCCGAUCCCUGCCCUCCAGCCACCAGCUCCACCACCCCCACCACAGGAGCCAGACGGCAAUGCUCCCCUCGCCCCAGAACUCCCCCCAGCCGCCGCGCGCCUCACAGCCUUCGCUGCCACACGCCCCGCACCCCAUCCUCCCCAACUCCCUGCAGCUCCAGCUCUCCUCCUUCCAUGCCCGGCAGAGCAGCCCCUCGGCCCGGCCCCAGCAGGCCCACGUCUCCCUGCCCACCAGCCAGACCUACGAGAGCGCCCUCUUGCAGAAGGUGCCCCCGCCGCCCCCUCCUCCGCUACCCCCGUGCGAGCCCCCGCCCCUUCCCAAGUCCUCCCCGAGUGGCGCCGACGCCAACCAAAUGAGUGUGAAGAGGCUGCGUUGGGAACAGGUGGAGAACUCCGAGGGCACCAUCUGGGGACAGCUUGGGGAAGACCCAGAUUAUGAUAAACUAAGUGACAUGGUGAAGUACCUCGAUUUGGAGUUGCAUUUUGGUACACAGAGAAGUUCCAUCUCUCUUCCAGAGCCCACCUUCCUCCUGGAGAGCUUUAAAAAGAAAGACGUGAUCGAGAUCCUCUCCCACAAGAAGGCCUACAAUGCUUCCAUCUUGAUAGCGCACCUGAAGCUGUCCCCCGCCGAGCUGCGGCAGGUCCUCAUGACCAUGAGCACGGAGCACCGCCUGGAGCCCACCCACAUCAAGCAGCUGCUGCUCUACGCCCCCGACGACGAGGAGGUCAAGCAGUACGCGCAGUAUGACCAGGACCCCUCCAAACUCAGCGAGCCGGAUAAGUUUGUCCUCCAGAUGUUAUUGGUUCCUGAGUAUAAGACCAGACUACGGAGUCUCCAUUUUAAGACUACUCUGCAGGAGAAGGUGGAGGAAAUGAGGGCUGGCUAUGAGUGCAUCUACAAAGCCUCCCUGGAGCUUAAGAGUAGCAAAAAGCUGGCAAAGAUCCUGGAGUUUGUGUUGGCAAUGGGGAAUUACCUGAACAAUGGUCAACCUAAAACAAAUAAAACAACUGGAUUUAAAAUUAACUUUCUCACUGAGCUCAGCACAACAAAAACUGUUGAUGGGAAGUCAACCUUUCUUCAUGUUCUUGCCAAAUCACUAUGCCAACAUUUCCCAGAGCUUAUAAACUUUAACAGGGACCUCACAACCGUGCCACUUGCUGCUAAAGUCAACCAGAGAACUAUCACUGCAGACCUCACAGACCUCCACUCAACCAUUGAAGACAUCCGGACGGCCUGUCUGAAGAUCCCAGCCACGGCCGAGGAUCGCUUUGCAGUCAUCAUGAGUAGCUUUCUGGAGAACAGCCACCCGGCGAUGCAGUCCCUAGACUCACUCCAGCAGAGGGCCAUGGAGGAGUUCAGCAAGGUGGCCUCCUUCUUCGGGGAGGACAGCAAGGCCACCUCCACCGAGGCCUUCUUCGCCAUCUUUGCAGAAUUCACCUCCAAGUUUGAGCGUGCGUUACACGAGACCCAGGCCAUUGAAAACCCCCGAAGCCCACGCAUGACUUCUCCUCUGGCUUGGUGAGAGGCGGGCAUAUCAACGACUCUCGACCAAUGUGCCAACAGCUUGCACAGGGACGACUGUGGAAAGUAAAAACAUUGUAUGGAAUUUAUUCAGGCAGUAUGGCCAAACUUAAUUUAUGCUUAAGGGUAUCUGAGCUGAUUCAGACUCUUAUUUAAAAAAAAAUGUCAUAGUUCAGGAGAUGUUCAGGAGAUAUAAAUAUAUAUAUAUAUAUUUUAUACAGUGUUUGAUUAUAUUUGACAAUGGAAUUGUGGAGCAUGUGUAUGGACCUAUCAAUGAUCUCUGAAUGCCAGUGGCAAAGAAUGUAUCCAGAAUAUGUAUUAUUUAUUAUUGUUGUUUGGUAAGAAUGAUGUUCAGAUAGAUGUGGCCAGGACUUAUCUCUGUUUUGUUUGCUUCCCCCUUCGCAUCCAUGGUUUUUGGUCCAUGGUAGUAAAAUACACAUUGCAGCCAUGCAGAAAAACACACCAGUACAUGGUAAAGAUACAUACAUGCUAUUUUAAUGGAUCACAUGAAAAUUCCAAAAUGAUCAUGAUUUUACAAAAGAUUCAGUAUUGAAACGCUAUAUGUCCUGACGUUAUAGUAAUACAGUGUAAUUUAAUCCAUGUGAGAUUUGGCUUGGAAAACAAUUCCAAAAUAUGUUCUAAUCUAUUUUUACCAGUUCAUUAUGACAUAUCCAGCACAUUUUGGUAAGACCAGUGAUUAGCCUAGCAUGUGGUAUAGGGAACAGCUGUGUGUUUCAGUCCUCUCAAAGCUGAGUAUUGACAAAAAGAAAAAGAUAUUCCGGCACUGUUGGUAUAAUUACUUGUAAAGCAGUCGCUGUCCUGUUUCUCUUAACUUUAUCAUUUCUUUAUUACUGGUGGAGUCAAUAUGUUAUUGUCUUCUUGAUCAGAGGUGGCAGCGUCAGAACAUAUUUCUGUUUAUUGUAUGUAUUGAACACAGAUGAGUUGUUGUUACUUUGUUUGUUUGUUUCGUUUAUCACAUGUGCUUCUGUCUUUUCCCCCUUCCACUGGUGUAGCUUGGUUUAUGAUAGGCCCUAUUGCUGAACGUGAAUCACAAAUGUCAAAACAGCCUCACAGAUUCUGUCACAGAUUCAUUAUAACUAUUUGCUUGUGACAAAAUAGCCUACGGCUACUGUGAUGUCAAUACCCUUUAUUUAUUUGUGUUGUGUAUUAAAUUAUGUAAUUUAUAUGUUUUUUAUGUUACAAUGUACUGUAUAUCAGUAUCACUGUUCUGUAGUACAGCUACUGGCUUCAGUAUGUGGGCCAUAGACUUAUGCCGCUUGAUCUAUGUGUUUUAUAUUGUGAGAAUAAAAUUGCUUUUGCUGACCCA